GAAACCCUAGGCUGUUCACAAUUACUGUACAUUACUCUUGCUGGGAUGAUAUAUACUGUAGCCUGUGUACUACACUCACCAGCCGCUAAACUCGCGAUAAGCUGUUCCCGAACUUUCAAAAUAACGGUGAAAAGGACUUCCCGUGGUUGUUAUCUUUCCCCGAUUCUUCCUCUUCCUCCUCCUCCUUUCUUACCAAUCUACACCUCCCUUCCCUCCCCUCCCCACCAAUACUUCCCAAGGGAUAGAGAUAACUCUCCUUUCAAGACCCACUCACUGGUACAGCACACGCUCAUCCUCAACCCGUCAUCAGACAACCGCGGGUGAAUAGUAAACAAGCUCCGGUCGCGCCUCCCCCUUCCCACCUUGUUUCAUUUAAACAAUGAAAACGAAACCUCCAUCUCCAACUUCCACCCCCGGGACCCUUCCCAAGAAAUCCCGACCGUCAACUUCACCCACAAGCGGUAGCAGCAUACCUUCACCCACUACUCAUCGCCCAACCUUCAACGCUCCAUCGCCCUCUGCAUCCUCAUCCACAGCCUCACCGCGACGACGAAGUUCGGGUGGACAGAUUUCGCGCUCCAUCUCUGCCUGUAACCGCUGCCGCUCUCGUAAAACUAAAUGUGAUCAAUUAUUCCCGAAUUGCUCAUCGUGUGCCAAAGCUGGCGUGGAAUGUGUGGGGAUCGACGCGGCGACGGGAAGGGAGGUGCCCAGGAGUUAUGUGGACUGGUUGGAGAAGCGAGUGAGGUUCCUGGAGCAGGAGAUGGGGAUUUCUAGUGACGGUACCGAGUCUAACCCUAGCGGGACCGGAGGCGGGGGGGUUAAGCGGAAGUUGAGCAACGCUCCCUCGGAGGAAAGGAGGGAAGCGUCGGAGGAGCACGCUAGGGAUGAUGGAAGAAGAGAUAAGGCACUACAUUUACGCCCGGAUAUCGACAAUCUCGUCAGUCAGGUCGGCCUUGUGAGCGUGCAGGGCACUAGCGCUCCCGGCUUCCUGGGAGGGACUUCGGGAAUCUCUUUUGCCCGCUUGAUGUUUGCAGCUGUAAAGACCACAAACAGGGACAACCCCCAAUCCUCCCAACCGACAUCUAUCCAAUCUACCCCCGCCGGUUCCUCUCCCAAGCCUCCCAAUGCGGACUCCGAGGUUGCGGCGGAUUCGUCCACCCAAAUCCCACGCAGCCGGCAACGUCCCGCACCAGCUCCAUUCCCUCGCCGUCAGGUAGGGGAGAAUUAUGUUGACAUAUUCUUCAACCAGGCCAAUCCGCAAACGCCAAUCCUGCACAGACCAUCAUUUGAAAAAGUGUUCCGGCAGGCGUGUUCGAAGAUCGAGGAGGAGGGAGGGAAUGGGUUACCGGCGAAUGGGGGCGCAGGGGGAACUAGUGGGGGCGAAAAGGAUCACCAACACCGUGCGGAUUUGUAUUUCCUGUACAUGGUGUUCGCCAUCGCUACGGCAAUGUCUUCGCGGACGGAGGCCUUGCCAGAGCGGUAUCAUGCGUCGGCGAUGCUGCACAUGGACUCCCUUUUCUCGUCCAUCGCACUCACAAAUAAUCGUCUGGAUGGGUUGAAGGGGAUACUACUCUUAGCUUUGUACUCCAUCAUGCGACCUGCAGCCCCAGGUGUAUGGUAUGUCGUUGGCGCAGCGAUGCGGCUGGCAAUCGACCUUGGCCUGCACCAGGAGAAUCCGCAGAAGGCGGAAAAGAUGUGGGACCCGCUCACGGUCGAUGAGCGGCGACGGCUCUGGUGGUGUACAUAUUGCCUUGACCGGCAGAUCUGCGUUUACCUUGGACGACCGUUUGGGAUUGCGGAUGAGGCUAUCGAGACCCCCUUUCCCGUGGAAGAAGUUGAUGGGUGGAGCGACGCGCAGCAGAUCGAAACGGGUGAUGAUGAUAAGAGAAUCAGGUCCUGUCGAACAGUAUCGAUACACAUCUUCAAAAUCCGCCAAAUCCAAUCCGAGAUUCAACAGGUUCUUUACCAGUCUGUUUCGGCGCUUCCCCGACGAUUUGCCACUGUCGAAGGGUGGCGCAAGGACGUUGAAUCGCGGCUAACGUUAUGGUGCGACUCUGUGCCAAAGUCGAGAGCCGAAAUGAGCAACUGUGGAUAUAACCUCUCCUUCAUUGAUCUGAAUUAUCAGCAAACACGACUGCUCUUGCAUGGGCUAUGCCCCACCGUCUCAACUCCAUCCACGGAAGCAUUCGAAGUGAUCGCCGACUCGGGGAGUAGAAUAAUAAGGCUUUACCGGCAGCUCCAUCGCGAGAAAUGCAUCAAUUAUACCUGGCUCGCGUGUCACAACCUUUUCAUGGCGGGGACAUCCUAUCUUUACGCCCUUUGGCACUCCCGGGAGGUGCGCCGCAAGACAACCGUCGAACAGAUAGACUUCCACAACCUAGCCUGUGUCGACGUCCUCGGCAGCAUGAUAGACAAGUGCCCAGCGGCCCAGGGCUGCCGCGACGUCUUCGAAUCACUCGCCUCCGCCACCGUCCAACUCUGCGCGAGCGAGUGCUCAGUUGAGCAUCCAAGCGCCAAACGCGUAAAGAUAGAAUGGCAGCAACAUCAACACCAGAAGGAACUAUACCAGCAGCAUCAACAACAAAUCUUCGAACACGAAUCCCAAGUCAUCAAGAACCUCCCCACAUCACUCGCGAAUAUCGUACACGUACCCAGUCCUCCGCCUGCAUAUAAUCACCCUGCACCGCCGCCCACUUACAGUGACGCUGAAAUGCUCAUGCCGCCACCACCGCAGCCGUACAGAACGGACCACCACAACCCUCACCAAAGCCACUAUUAUGAUGCAGCCCUCCAUGGAAACCCGGUGGAAAUGAUGGCCGUGAUGGAUGGCCGUGGGCUCUUUGAAAUGAUGCGGGAGGUUGGCACCGCCGACCCAUCUGCCCUGUGGGAAGGAAAUCCCGCUGGGGUCGCUGGUGUGCAUUAUGGGGCUGGAGGGGGCAUGGGAAUGGUUGGUGGUGGUGGUGCAGAGCUUUUUGGGAAUUGGCCAGGGUUUUGA
This is a messenger RNA of Tuber melanosporum (Perigord truffle), 2995 nucleotides long. RefSeq lists its product as uncharacterized. Gene Ontology annotation, biological process: DNA-templated transcription; positive regulation of transcription by RNA polymerase II. NCBI's taxonomy places the organism in Eukaryota, Fungi, Ascomycota, Pezizomycetes, Pezizales, Tuberaceae. The transcript has 3 exons. The record is from RefSeq and is a predicted model, not a curated record. Gene Ontology annotation, molecular function: zinc ion binding; DNA-binding transcription factor activity, RNA polymerase II-specific; sequence-specific DNA binding. The coding region runs from base 380 to 2995 and encodes 871 amino acids.